UUCAGGUUGCUUUGUGUGAAUGCGGGUUUAUCUGCUGUUGGUUUCAGAGAAUGGAAUCUAUGAAUUUUCUCUCAGAUUUUGUGAUUCUACCGAUUUACGUUUCAACGGUAGCUAUUGGCUUACCGCUGAAUAUGGUGGUGUGUUGGGUGCUAGGCCCUACAAAGAAGAACUCCAUGUCCAUUUACGUGGUGAACCUCGCCAUUGCUGAUCUAUUCUACUUGAUGGUCCUGCCGAUGAAAAUCGUGUACAUCAGCAAUGGCGGUAACUGGAUAUUCCCUUCGUUCCUCUGCCGCGUAACAACCCUGAUAUUCUUCACGAACAUUUACGCCAGCAUCAUGAUCCUGGCAGCGAUCAGCGUGGACCGCUACAAGGCCGUGGUGCACCCGCUGGAGGUGUCGCGCUGGCGGGAGCCGAGGACGGCGUGGAUCGUGUGCGCCGUCAUCUGGGUCAUCACCGUCGCCGAGAUCGCGCCCAUCAACUACGUCGCGUUCACCGCCCAGAUCAACGCCACCAACGGCAGCAGCGCGCAGCCGUUCACGAAGUGCUACGAGACGUUCACGCAGGCGGAGACUGACUACCUCAUCAGGUACCGGAUGUUCCUGUUCUUCUCCCUCUUCGUCACGUCCCUUGCCGUCAUGCUCUUCUCCUACAUAAACGUCAUCAAGGCUCUGAUCGAAGUGAGGAAUCGGACGGAAACCAUCAGCCGGGACAAAAAGAAACGCGCCGUCAAGCUCACCCUCCUGGUGCUGGUCGUCUUCUUGGUCUGCUUCACUCCGUACAACGUGUCCCACGUCAUCGGCUUCAUCCAGAGCAAGUCCAACACACUCUCGUGGAGGAGCCUGGCUCUGCUCCGAGACGUCGUGCUCUGCCUCAUCGUGGUCAACGGCCUCUUCGACCCGCUCAUCGCUUACAUCGCAUCCACCACGUUUCGAGAAUCCUUCAAAAACAUUUGGAAAUGCGGCCGGAGCAACAAUCGCGUCGCAGCCGCAGUGGUUUAA
Messenger RNA from Petromyzon marinus (sea lamprey), 998 nucleotides. RefSeq names its product proteinase-activated receptor 1-like. Gene Ontology annotation, cellular component: plasma membrane. The record is from RefSeq and is a predicted model, not a curated record. Gene Ontology annotation, biological process: positive regulation of Rho protein signal transduction; phospholipase C-activating G protein-coupled receptor signaling pathway. NCBI's taxonomy places the organism in Eukaryota, Metazoa, Chordata, Hyperoartia, Petromyzontiformes, Petromyzontidae. Gene Ontology annotation, molecular function: G protein-coupled receptor activity.